UCCAAUUAGGUAUCAAUUGGCUAAUAUGUAUAAACGUCCAGGCUUUGAAAAUAAUCUUCGACAUUGGGUAAAUAGAUUGAAUAUUAAUGAUCUAUUAUGUGAUAUUUAUGAUAGUGAUAUUUGGUGA
Messenger RNA from Dentiscutata erythropus, 127 nucleotides. The record is from the annotation of a GenBank genome assembly. NCBI's taxonomy places the organism in Eukaryota, Fungi, Glomeromycota, Glomeromycetes, Diversisporales, Gigasporaceae.